Molecule: messenger RNA, 994 nt
Organism: Pseudomassariella vexata
Lineage: Eukaryota; Fungi; Ascomycota; Sordariomycetes; Amphisphaeriales; Pseudomassariaceae
Exons: 3
Coding region: 54-926 (290 amino acids)
Molecular function (GO): protein binding
Source: RefSeq, a predicted model, not a curated record
AUUUUAGGUUGGCAACCAACUCAAUCUUCACCUUCGAAUUCCACGACACCGCAAUGGCUUCCCGACCGGAUAGCCCCAAAAGCCGGAUCCAGGAACAUCUUGACAAAAAGGCCAAGGAACAAGCCAGCGAGCAAGAUGAUGGUCGAGACGUUGAGGAAGAUGUAGAACCUCCCGCAAGGUUCCCGCCAGAGGAAGAAGCGAACCUACUAGGCGAGUCAAAUGACAAAAAGUCCGAAGCCAACACGCUGUUCUCGUCGGCCAAGUACGAGAACGCCAUCAAUAAAUAUGAAGAGGCAGCCGCCGUAUGCCCUCAUUACCUCGACUACGAACUAGCCGUACUGAAAUCCAACAUUGCCGCAUGCCACCUCAAGUUGGAACAAUGGAAGGACGCCAUAAGCAGUGCAUCGGGUGCAAUCGAAGGUCUCGAACGACUGGAGAAGGCUGAGGCGAGCGAGGAAAAAGGCUCUGAACAGGAUGAAGACGACGUAGAGGAGGAAAUUGUCAGUUCAGGCGCGCAGAAAAGCGGACCUGCUACCGCAAAGGCCGAGAGCGACGCCGAGAAAGUCAAGCGCAAGCGGAAAGAGGACAUCCUGAGGAUCCGGGCGAAGGCUUUGAUGCGACGUGCCAGGGCGAGGAGCGAGCUGGGUGGGUGGUCGAAUCUUUCGGGUGCAGAGGAGGACUACAAGAUCUUGGCGACUAUGGCGAAUCUCAGCCCGGCGGACAGGAAGAUUGUUAUGUCGCAGUUACGUAUAAUACCGCCGCGGGCCAAGGAGGCGCAGGAGAAGGAGAUGGGUGAGAUGUGGGGGAAGCUGAAGGACCUUGGAAACGGCAUACUGAAGCCUUUCGGCCUCAGUACGGAGAAUUUCCAGAUGGUGAAAGAUGAAAAGACGGGUGGGUACAGCAUGAACUUCAAGCAGGGGGAGUGAUAUCAGACAUGCAGAUGACAAAUCACCAAUUUAAUAACAAAAAGUCUACAAUCUAACCUACACUCCUC